Messenger RNA from Triticum aestivum (bread wheat), 2141 nucleotides. RefSeq names its product SNF2 domain-containing protein ENL1-like. Lineage: Eukaryota; Viridiplantae; Streptophyta; Magnoliopsida; Poales; Poaceae. The transcript is spliced from 18 exons. Gene Ontology annotation, molecular function: ATP binding; DNA translocase activity. The record is from RefSeq and is a predicted model, not a curated record. Bases 83 to 2134 code for a protein of 683 amino acids.
UGCGGCAUGAGUAUAUAAGAGGGUACAAACCGACUUGAGGUAAGGGUACAAAACUGACUUAGACUAGAAGUCGUAUACCAUAAUGACUACUCUAACAUUCAAGAUGCUGUACGCCCACCAGCGCGAGGGGCUCAGCUGGCUCUGGUCCCUGCAUUGCAGGGAAACCGGUGGAAUCCUGGGGGACGACAUGGGACUUGGCAAGACGAUGCAGGUUUCUGCCUUCUUGGCAGGAUUGUUCCAUUCUGGUCUAAUCCAGAGGGUGCUAGUCAUCGCCCCGAAGACACUUCUCACUCAUUGGAUUAAGGAGCUUACAGUAGUCGGUCUCAGGCACAUGAUCAGCGACUACUCUGGUUCCAACCUAGAUGCUCGUGACUUUGAGCUUCAACAUGCCUUCAAGGAAGGGGGUAUCCUGUUGACAACGUAUGAUAUUGCCCGGAUCAACUAUAGGCUGAUAAGAGGAGACUUCUAUAAUGAUGCCGACGACGAGGAGGAGGGGAAGAUUUGGAAUUAUGUUAUUCUUGACGAGGCACAUUUUAUCAAGAACCCUAAGACACGAAGAGCCCAAAGCCUAUUUGAAAUACCUUGUGUCCAUCGGAUUGCCAUCAGUGGAACGCCUGUACAAAAUAACUUGAAGGAAAUGUGGGCGCUGUUCUCUUUUUGUUGCCCGGAACUCUUGGGUGAUAAGAAAGAGUUCAGAACAUUGUAUGAAUUGCCUAUCAAUCGAGGAAAUGACAAGACCGCUAGCAACCGAGCCAAGCACAUAGGCUCAAAUGUAGCAAAGGAAUUAAGGGAACGUAUAAAGCCAUAUUUCUUGCGACGUAUGAAAAAUGUAGUGUCACUUGAGACUGGUUUGACAGAUGAUAAACAGCUUCCGAAGAAGAAUGAGCUAAUUAUCUGGCUGAAAUUAACAGAUUGCCAGAGGCAACUAUAUAAAGCAUUUCUGAACUCUGAGCUAGUUCAUUUAGCAUCGCAAGGAAAUCCCUUGGCUGCUCUCACGGUAUUGAAGAAAAUAUGUGAUCACCCACUCAUAUUGACCAAGAGAGCUGCUGAGGACAUCCUGGAAGGCAUGGAUGGAAUGUCAAAUAAUCAGGAUAUGUUGAUGGCUGAAAAUAUGGCCAUGAACCUCGCAGAUAUGGCUCAUGCUGAUGAUGCACUGCAAGCUGGUCAAGAAGUCUCAUGCAAGUUAUCUUUUAUCAUGUCCUUGUUGAGGAAUCUUCUUGAAGAGGGACACCACAUUCUUAUAUUUUCGCAGACUCGUAAAAUGCUAAACCUGAUUCAGGAAGCUAUAUUGCUAGAGGGCUACAACUUUUUGCGCAUGGAUGGCACCACAGAGACUUCCGAGAGGGAAAGGAUUGUGAAGGACUUCAAAGACGGCCUCGGAGCUCAAAUAUUUUUACUGACCACAAAAGUCGGUGGUCUUGGACUUACACUCACCAAGGCAGCUCGUGUCAUAGUAGUUGAUCCUGCUUGGAAUCCAAGUACGGACAAUCAGAGCGUUGAUCGUGUUUAUCGAAUUGGACAGACCAAAGAUGUGAUUGUAUACCGCUUGAUGACAUCUGCAACCGUCGAAGAAAAGAUAUAUAAACUGCAGGUCCUCAAGGGUGCUUUGUUUAGGGCAGCCACGGAGAAGAAAGAACAGACGCGUUACUUCAGCAAGAGUGACAUUCGAGAGCUUUUUAGUCUGCCAGAACAAGGGUUUGAUGUUUCCCUCACGCAGAAACAAUUGCAAGAAGAGCAUGGACAGCAGCUGGACGUGGAUGAGUCGCUGAGGGAGCACAUCCAGUUUCUGGAAAAACAAGGAAUAGCAGGUGUGAGCCAUCACAGCCUCCUAUUCUCGAAAACAGAAGUAUUGCCGAUGUUGAGUGAGAAUGAUGCACUGGACAGGGGUGCCCCUGCUAAGCCAAAGGACGAACGCUUCACUGCUAGAACACACUUGGCAAGCAACACAGAUUCAGAGAUCCCUGAAGAGAUCAACCGGCUGUUGGAAACCCUUGCGAGCACGACACUGGAGUCGAGGCUGGUGCCUGACUGUCGAGACAAGACACAUGAUUUGGAUAAUGAAAUGCUGACUAUGUGGUUCCUAGUAUGCAAAGGCCGGGAUGAACUCUUGGCGGCCACGGAAGCGAUAUGCUGAAUCGUUG